AUGGCGGAUGUUGAAUCACUAUUCGAUUUUAUUCACAUGGAAAUCGUAGCUUAUUUCCUCAAUAAACCGGGAAAAAAUAUCGACGUAAGUGUAUUUACAGCUUCAAAAUUGGUCCUUGAAUAGCUCCUUAUAAAAAAUAUACGUUAAUCAUAUGUGUAUUCGAGAAAUUUGCUUUGCAAAGGUAUGAAAACUCAUAUUGUCAUUAGAUUGAGCUUUAGUGAGUGUGGCUUGUUCUUGUAGAAUGAUGUUAUUCAAAACCUUGAGAGACUUGGUUUCAGCGUUGGACAAAGACUAGUUGAAAGGUAAGAGAGAGGAACGACCACUUGUUGUUUAAGUUUGCUGUUAGACGUAUGGUAAAGUGACAUCUAACAUAUUUAACUCAGCUUUGGAAGCAGUCGUCCGCUUAUUUCAUAAGACCACUUUUAACAGGAUACAUAUGUACAUUUUCUCGUUAGGUUUACUAAAGAUUCUCCCCGCUUUAAAGACGAGUUAGAGAUCAUGAAAUACAUCUGUAAAGAUUUCUGGACAGCGGUUUAUAAAAAGCAAAUUGAUAAUUUAAGAACCAACCAUCAGGUAUGUAUCUGAUUAAUAGACCAUAUCACUUGUUUGUUUUGUUGCUUCAUUGCAGCUAAGGUGAAAUUCUCAAGACAUUGGAUCCUUUGUCUUGUUGGAAAGAAAUGGUGCUUUCCAUUAACAAAAAAUUGGGGUUUGAAAUUUCGGAAAUUCCAUGUACCCAAUGGAACAGUAUAUUCUGGUUCCACAGACCCGAGCCAAGGUACUGCGCAUUGGGUUAUUGUACUUGUUUCCAGGAUACAAAAGAGUGGUACUUGGGACAACAAUUUUGUCAAAUGGAAUUACAGACAUUUCGCUUCGACUGACUGAAAUGACCAGACUGGUCAAAGUGGAUCACUUUGAAAGGUGAUCUCAAUCCCCGUCACUUUUAUUUUGGUCGAACCGAACCGGAAUGGUCCAUUCCAUUUGAUUUCUAACCAAAAUUUCCAGAAUUUUGGUCUGAAUAAAAGGCCCCCUUGAGUAUUGCCACCUGUUCUACAUUGCAAUAGCAAAACAUAUCAGUGAAAAAGGUAUAUAAAACUUAUUUGCCAUUGGUUUAAAUGUCAUGUGGUUGAAGAGCCCAAAGGAUUAGUGAAGCUCUAUUCAAUUGCCCUUUCACUGACCACACAGAAAUCUCCCCUAGGGAUCAGUUUAAGCUUGAGCCACACCCACAUCCCUGUCACUUUUAUAUGGGAGUUCCCCCUCCCCCCUUCCCCCAGGUAUACAGCCCUGCAGACUUGGGGGUGGCCACCAAAUUUUACUGUCUUGCCCUUAGCCUUUUUUCUAGGUUUCAUUUUGCAUCAUUAAACAGGAUCAUCAUGUCCCAUUUAAGGAAAUUAUUAAAUUCCAAAUUGUCUGGCCAUUUUUUUUAGGCAUAAGCAGUGCAUAAUUUUAGCCUUUUACUUGUAAUGAGUUGAUUAUGUUCUAGUUGGAUGGUUGUCAAAUCUCGUGAACAAUCUACAUUAUCAAGAAAUGAUAUUAUAUGUCUCAUCUUUUUUCAGUCUCUCAACUGAAUAGAUUGAGUCCUAGUAGAAAAAAAGGCUCUACCUGCGAAUGAUGCUUUACCCUUUAUACACUCUUUCAUCUUGUUUGAUAACCAGUCUUAACAGCCAUUGAAACUUAGACUGGAUUGAACGGCGAAGAUUUUGUUUUAACUUCUCUUGUCUUUUUGUGAAGGGUACAUAUGUACUUCAGGAUAAUAACUUCCAGUUGUUAACUCAAAUGUCAGAUGGGAAACAGUACACUGAGGAGGCUCGUAAGGUUUGUGGAUAUUUUACCCUUCUUAAAUUUUUAAUUUAUAUACCGGUAGUGUGAUUAAAAGAGAAAAAAAAUCCUAAAGACAAAUUAUAAAGAUUGCAAAUUGCACUGACUUCAAAGUUCCUGCAAUGGUUCAACUUCGAAAAAAAACUGAACAACUAUUUCUUCAUGUUGAAAAGAAAUUUAUGAGCAUAUUUUGUCUGGGACAGUGUUAUUGGCAUAUGUGCGUGAAAGCUUUUCUCUCAGUGCUGAGUAGCUUAAUUUAAUGUCUAGAACUUUUCUUCGUGUAUGUUGCUGAAGAUUCUUAAAAUAGACUCAUCUACUCGUGAAAAACAAGAGUAUUCCAUGUGUCAUGAUUCUCAAAGAAGAGAAAAAGAACCAAGUGUGUCUGUUCUGUUUCAGUUCUUGGCUUUCCCAUGUGGUCUUAUUCGAGGCGCACUAUCAAACUUUGGCCUUACUUGCUCAGUCAGUGCUGACGUGCUCUCUAUGCCUAAAUGUAUGUAU
Messenger RNA from Porites evermanni, 2313 nucleotides. The record is from the annotation of a GenBank genome assembly. NCBI's taxonomy places the organism in Eukaryota, Metazoa, Cnidaria, Anthozoa, Scleractinia, Poritidae.